Molecule: messenger RNA, 3408 nt
Organism: Eutrema salsugineum
Lineage: Eukaryota; Viridiplantae; Streptophyta; Magnoliopsida; Brassicales; Brassicaceae
Product: ubiquitin carboxyl-terminal hydrolase 23
Exons: 10
Coding region: 193-3201 (1002 amino acids)
Biological process (GO): protein deubiquitination
Cellular component (GO): cytosol; nucleus
Molecular function (GO): cysteine-type endopeptidase activity; cysteine-type deubiquitinase activity
Source: RefSeq, a predicted model, not a curated record
AGUGGUCGAGUAAUGUCGGGAUGGGUAUUUGUUAGGGUUUAAUAGUGCGUUGCAGCUGCCACUCUCUUCUUUUUUCCUCGAAGAUAGCCGUAAAAGCUCUCAUCUUCGUUCUUCACACACUUUUUGUUCCCGACAAUCACAAACCGUGUUGUCCUCUUACCGCUUAUCGUUGAUUCCUUUUUUGAUUUGUAAAUGGAGGCUGUUGCGAGCAGCUCCGAAUUCAGGAUCCAGACAGAUCGGGAUCCGCCAAAUAACGGAUCUUUCGGCGUCGCUUCCUCUUCUGCUUCCGCCGUCUUCAGAAAAAUCGAUUUUCGACCCGCUAGGGAACCCUUCAACGGCUUCUCUAGUGGGCGUUCCGAUUUUAAGAUGGAGACCUUAAAUCCUAGCUCCGAUAACAAGCGAGCGCUCUCCGCACCGUCCGUUAAGAAGCCCGACGGCUCCGAUUUGUCGGAGCAUGGGUUAGAUCCGGAGCUUACUUUUAGCAUAACCUUCCGGAAAAUCGGUGCGGGUUUGCGAAAUCUCGGGAAUACAUGUUUUCUUAAUUCGGUAUUGCAAUGUUUGACAUACACCGAGCCCUUAGCUGCUUACCUGCAAAAAGUUGCGCAUGAGAAACGCUGCCACGUGGCUGGUUUUUGUGCUUUAUGUGCAAUGCAGAAGCAUGUCAGGAAUGCCCGUCAAGCUAGUGGCAGAAUAUUAGUACCAAACGAUUUGGUCUCGAACUUGCGAUCCGUAUCACGAAACUUCAGAAAUCAACGGCAGGAAGAUGCACAUGAGUACAUGAUCAGUCUGCUGGAAUGCAUGCACAAGUGCUGUCUCCCUUCUGGUGUACCAAGUGAAUCCUCUGAUGCUUACAGGAGCAGCUUGGUACACAAAAUUUUUGGUGGUAGCCUCCGUAGUCAGGUGAAAUGCGAGCAAUGUUCCCAUUGCUCCGACAAGUUUGAUCCAUUUCUUGACCUAAGUCUAGACAUUGCGAAGGCAGAUUCAUUGCAGAGGUCGAAGGCAAAUUCAUGGCAGAUGCCGAAGCCAGAUUCAUUGCAGAGAGCACUUUAUCGUUUCACUGCUGUUGAGCUCUUAGAUGGUGGUGCAAAGGUUUACCAAUGUGAAAGAUGCAAGCAGAAAGUUAAAGCUAAAAAGCAGCUAACUGUUUUUAAGGCUCCUUAUGUUCUAACAGUACAUUUCAAGCGGUUUGAAGCUCAUAGAUCCGAAAAAAACGAUAGGAAAGUCGACUUUGCCCCUACAAUUGACAUGAAACCUUUUGUCAGUGGUCCCUAUGAAGGUAAUUUGAAGUACACUCUAUAUGGUGUGCUAGUUCAUUAUGGUCACAGCAUCCAUUCUGGUCACUACGCCUGCUUUGUUCGCACUUCAAGUGGAAUGUGGUAUUCCCUUGAUGACAAUAUGGUUCGCCUAGUUAGUGAGAAGAUUGUGUUCAAUCAGAAGGCGUAUAUGCUUUUCUAUGUUCGUGAUGGACAAAAUAUAGCCCCAAAGAAUGCAGUUGUCGUUAAUAGAGAGACUUCUAAAGAGAGCCUUGCAACAAACAGAGCUUCUUUGAUUGUAUCUCCUAAAAGAAAUGAACAAGUGAAUGGUUCAGUAGUCAUCAGAGCAUGUAGUUUAGACUCUCGUGUUGCCAAUGAUACAACACCCUUGAGAUCAUGUGAUCAAGGUGCUCCUGCUCUCUUAAGCCAAAAAGAUAUAAAUGCCAAAGAGACCCAGAAAGAUCCCCCAAGCAGUGUGGAGGCAAAAGAGAUCCUUAAGAGGGAAAAUGUUACAGCACCCUUGAAAUCAUGUGAUCAAGGUGCUCCUGCUGUAGUGACCCAAAAAGAGGCCAAAGAGACCCAGAAAGAUCUCCCAAGCAGUGUGGAGGCAAAAGAGAUCCUAACGAGGGACAAUGGUACAACACCCUUGAGUUCAUGUGAUCAAGGUGCUCCUGCUGUCUUAACCCAAAAAGAUUUAAAUGCCGAAGAGACUCAGAAAGAUCCUCCAAGCAGUGUGGAGGCUAAAGAGAUCCUUAAGAGGGAAAAUGGUACAUCACCCUUGAGAUCAUGUGUUCUAGGUGCUCCUGCUGGCUUAACUGAGAAAGAUUUAAGUACCAAAGAGACCCUACAGAAAGAAGUGCCACCCCCGCAGGCUAAUGGGGAAGGAUCUAUGGUAAAGGAGGAUUCAGAGGCUGCAUGCGCAAUAUUACCGGGGAAGGCUUCUCCUCUCCUGGAUGGAAGCGCAAACACUCAAAUUCUUGUGACCUUGCCUACUUCUGGAGCUAAAGCUGAAAAUAUUGACAAGAAGACUUCUGUUAAUAAUUUGGAUGAGCAUGCCAAUUCGUUGAAGGUUAAGAAUGUAUCGAUUGGUAAUUCACCUAUUGAAGCUGUUCUUGUUAAUCAGACUUUGGGACAACACUCGGAAGAGUUGACCACUUUGACUGAGUCAAUAAAGGCAACUUCUGAUGAGGAGAGACUCACCACACCAAGAAAGACUCGCAAGCGUAACAUGAAAACCAUGCAGGUGGGGUUAACAUUUUUUAAGCUGUCCCUGGGCGUACUUAAAAAAAAGAAACAGAGAAAGGGUAGAUCAAGUACCGUAGCUGUUAACAUUAUCUCUGAGGAGCUCCUAUCCAAGAAAAGAGCUAUCGAUCAAGAGCAUUGCACUUCACAGAUAAUUGGCGAAGUUGCUUCUGGCUCUGCUUGCUUGCACCUGAAGAAUAACAGUGUCAGUGUCCAUAAUAAAAGGAGAAGUAGUAAUGGGAAUAUGUUGCUUGGCUCUCCAACCGGAGAGCUCAAGGAGAGAACUAAUCAAAAUGGUGCCGUUCUUGCGUCAGACCAACAGCAUCCGUUGAGGAGUUCGGACAUGUCUGAAGCAAGCCAAAACGCCAAAAGAAAGAGAGAGUCUUCAAAAGAAGAACAAAUCUUGUUACAGAAAGAACAUGUGACCAUCCUCACGCGGGGUUUGCCAGAGACAGUGGUUGCCAAAUGGGAUGAAGAAGCUUCAGCUUCUAAGAAGAUGGGAAAGAGUGAAGGCACGAGAAUCGGUUAUGUUGCAGAUGAGUGGGAUGAAGAAUAUGAUAGAGGGAAGAAAAAGAAGAUAAGGAUGAAAGAGGAGUGGUAUGGAGGGCCGAAUCCGUUCCAGUCGAUUGCAUCGAAGAAACUAAAAGAUACAAAGAAGAAAUGGACGCAACGCAUGAAUACUGCAAAGACAGGCUUCAGGAUAUGAAUAAGGGACCAGCCGUAAUUUAUAAGAUAUGUAAUCCAGUUGCUGUAUUUGGCGAAAAGUAAUGUUUAACAACCGAGGAAAAGAGAGGCUAUAGACAUUAGACAUUGUUUGUGAUCUCUUUUCCUCUCAGUUUUGUUCAGUUUGUGACAAACAAAGACAGGCUCGAUCCCCUGUUUCUUGAGUAAGAUUAUCUGUUUCUUUUUCCUA